AUGCUACUCACACCAGCCAAGACUACAAGAACGAGAGACUCAGCAAAUUCUAGUGACAACAGCAGUAGCAGUAAAAGCAAUAGUUCAAUCAUGCGUGCUAUAGUUUCUUCCCUUAUGGUCAAGCCCAUCACAUCUCUCACUAAUACUGUCACAAGCAGUAAAAGUUCCCGACGCAAUAGUUCCCCGAGUAAAAUUACAAGAUAUGAUUUAAUGAAAGCUGCCGCUGAAAACGACUUGAAAAGAAGCAAGUCCCAAGGACAAGACAAACUCAGAAAAAGCUCUAAUGGUAGAAAUAAUGAAGAAAUUUUGGUGUCUAAUACUACUUCAGAAAUUCAACGAACUGGCAGUAGCAUAUAG
Saccharomyces paradoxus is the source of this 357-nucleotide messenger RNA. RefSeq lists its product as uncharacterized. Bases 1 to 357 code for a protein of 118 amino acids. NCBI's taxonomy places the organism in Eukaryota, Fungi, Ascomycota, Saccharomycetes, Saccharomycetales, Saccharomycetaceae. The transcript has a single exon. The record is from RefSeq and is a predicted model, not a curated record.